GUCACAUUUUAUAUCAAGGAACAGAAUUCAAAAUCAAAAUGUUCUCAUCUCAAGGGCUUGAUGCUCAUGGUAGUUUUGGGAUGGAGCCGAUGACCAUGGGGUCCCCAGCGAGUCCCACCUCUCCCCACCAGUCUCAGUUCUUACCCAGCUUCCUGAUGGGAGAAUCUAUACAUCACAGUCCAGGUCCACAACACUGGUCUACAGCAAGUUCCCCCUCCUCAUCUCAAAGAGGAUCAUCAAUGACCUCUCCCACCAGUCAUCAUGCUGGAUCAAGACCCAGAGCUGAAGUACUGCGACCUAAAGAGAGAAUUGGAGCCCCUCCUACCAAGAGUUUGAUGAGCAGUCCCACAAAUGCCAUGUCAAGUUCCUUUCACACCCCCCACACACCACAUCAUGAUCAAAGUUUACACAUGAAAUCUGCUCACACCCCUGGUAUAGGUGCUCCACCAACAGCAAGUAUUUUACACAGUGAAACUCCUCAGGGAACCAAUCAGAGUUUUAUAAUGGACAACACAAUGAAUCUGUCUCCUGCACAGUUAGACCCAUUCUACACCCAGGGAGAAAUGUUGACAGCAGAUGAUGCGCUAGAUGAGACUUGGGUUACAGUGUUUGGAUUUCAGGCUGCUGCUGCGUCCUAUUUUCUACAGCAGUUUUCACAGUACGGGAACAUCUUAAAAUACGAGAUUGCAUCUGAAGGGAACUGGAUGCACCUCCACUACCAGUCUAAGCUACAGGCCAAGAAAGCUCUCAGCAAAGACGGAAAAAUCUUCAAUAACUGUGUGAUGAUUGGGGUCAAGUCCUGCAUUGAUAAGGCUGUGAUGGACAGAGACAGACAAGCCAUUAUUACAGAGGAGCACUCGCUGGACUUCAAUACCUCAACUACGACCAGAAAUGCUCCCAUCCGACCGCUUACUGCUGCCUACAGGGCUGCCAAGAGUGAGCAUGAGAAAUUUGCUAAGUAUGGGAUUUGAUAGGAAAAGCUUGUAGACAGUCUACAGGUCAUGUCCACUCGAUUGACUUCAUACUUCACAUGUAGCAUUGUUAUCAAAAGAGGAAAAACCCUAAAGAUUUUGGGGUCAAAAGAAGAAAGGUCAAGGUAACUGCGGGAUUUCUAUUUACCAAUUGCCUAUAUUACGAUGAUUGAAAUGCAUCAUUUUAUGUAGUGUUGAAUAAUCGGAAAAUUUUCAUAAUCAAUAACUGGUCGAAAUUGGAAGAACUGUAUCAAUCAAUGAUCGAUAUAAUCGGUAUUUACAUGUAGGUGAUAAAUGUUUAUUAUUUGGGGGGUUAUUUAUGGAUAUGUAAAACAUACACACAUCUACUAGCCUAUUAACAAGGAAUGAAAUGGUUGUUUCUUUCUAGCCACAUCAUCCAGAUAGGCUUUCGUUUUAAUAAACCCCAAAAAUUUCCAGGCAUCUGACUUGGCUUUCCAUAGGUAGAGAUACAUAUCAAGUUAUCAACUAAUGCGAUACUUCUCCGACUCUUUAACGCUGCUUUUAUACUGUGACAUGUGUGCACGUCACACUAUUCAAGCAGAGAUGAGUCAGAGGAAUCUCGGAUAGUUACCAACUUCAUGAUUGCUGAUUGGUUUCAAUAUCUAUGAGGAUGAUGAUAUCGUAAGCCUUCUCCCUUGUCAAGUAUAUUAAUUAUAAUGCAUACAUAGUUGACUUGUUUAUUGUGGAUUUGUGUUCGAGCGACAAUCGAUUAUGAAAAAUGGAAUCGAUAAUCGGAAUUGACGGGCCAAAAACGAUCGACAAUCGAAUGUUGGCGACAAUUGUUUCAUCACUUAUGGUGUUCAUAGUAAAAUACUAUUGCACUGUUUAUUUGUGUUUUGCACAUGAGUUUCACCAUGCACAUUCAAAAUGCAGAGAUUAAUUAUCCAAGUGUUCAAAUUCACAGUUUCAGUGGUGCUAAAAAUGAUUUAAUGCAGUUUGUAGACCCUUGCUGAAAAUAUUUAGAUCUAAUUCUUACAAUGUUAAUUUAUUUCCUUUGUAUUUAUGCUCAUCAUAGGUGGGUCAAAUUAUGGUAUUGUGCAGCAUGUCUCUCUGCAUUUUACCAUGUGUUAGCACUUUGUGGAUCAGAUAAAAACAGAAGCUUGAUUACAUAGCAUUAUUGAUUUGGAAUUUCAGAUACCCUUGCAAUUGAUAGUCUUUCCUAAUUUGACUAUUAAAGGAGAAGAGUUUACCAGAUUUUGUAAAUUCAAUAUUCUGGAAUUCCACAUUGAUAUUUGUGUAAAAAGUCACUAAAUAUAGAUUUAGAAAUGUCCUACCUUAUUGGUGUUAGUUUAUCUUUUAAGGUCAUAAAUGGCCAUUUUUUCAUCUCCUUGAUAUGAAGAGUUCUUGUAUGAUUUCCCAAAUAGGUUUGAAUAGCAUAUUGUAGUACUGUUACUCUACAUUGUACAUUUGUAUAUUGGCCUGGUGGUUACCGGUAGAUCACCGAGGUAGUAAAUACCAUACUACUGAAUUUGAUCUCUAAUUGAUCCGAAUAUUUGUCUCCCCUUAUUUGCUACAUUAACUUAAUAAUGAUAUAUACAGAUUUCUGUAAUACAUAAAAGUUGACUUUAUAAUUCUACUUGCCACAAUCAGGAACUAUUCAAAAUAUGCUAACUCUUCAAACAAGACCUAGUAAUAGCAUAUUUCACAAUUAUUAUUUUUUUUUUAAUUUUUCUUUAGAAACAAAAUAAGAUUCAAAUGAAUAUUUAUCAUUUCCAUUAGUGGAACUCUUCAAAUUAAAGGCACGUAAAGUCGUGCUACCGGGACAACAUAAGAAAACAUUACUUAGGCAUACAUAAUAUAAAUUAUGGUAUCGAAUGCAUAUUAUAACCGACUGCAAACCACGACACUGAUUUUAGGAAUUGAUUAUUCUUACAAGAAAAUAGACGAACUUAUUAAACUAUGUGAAGGAGUGCAGGUACUAAAUCUGCCAAAUCUGACUGAUAUAAAGCAUCAAUUGCAAGAAGAACUGUGAAGGGAAAAACCAAUAUGCACAUCCGACACAAUGACUUUUUUUGUAAUUAAUGGGAUUCAUAUGUUAUUAAAAUAUUCUGUCAGAUUAUGAAGACAUUCUAUUUUAUCAUACAAUUUGGACAGGUUCAUAUGGCAUGAACUUUGUAAUCGUUCAUGUAACACAUCUCUCUCUCUCUCUCUCUCUCUCUCUCUCUCUCAUUUUCCAAUAUUUUAGAAUAAGUUAUAUAUUUGCCAAACUGCAUUUUUUAAAGACGUUUAUAACACUAAUUAACACAACAAAUGCGUUUCCAAAUUGCAUCUAAGGUAUUUUGAAAAUUACAAAAUAUUGAUUGACUUAGGACAGAGAACAUCGUUGUUUGGAAUUUUUAAAAUAGGUGUAGUAGAGUUUAAAAAAACAUGUAACUUCCUUGAUAAACUAGAGUUAGAAUAUUUUUAAAAUGCAGUUUGACCAAUGGCUAUUUUAUUUACUUUAUGUACUUUAAUUUAAAAAGGGGGGGGGGGUGCUAUGAAUGUUUCGUUUAUGUCCCAGUAAUCUUGCACUUGCUCACGGGACUUGUGCAUUUUCUUACCAAUGAAAUGUUUACCUGAAAUGUCAUUAAAAAUUAUGUAUUAAUAUGAGAGAAAAAAUGUCUCGUAUGCUAUAUAUAUAUAUAUAAAUAUAUAUUUCUUUGCCAGUUAUCCUUCCUUAUUAACAACAUUGAUCUCUUAUUUUAUUCUUGGUGAAAAAUUCUGUAUAUCUCUUUUUUUUUCAGGUUGUGAAAAACAGUCAUGCCCCCCAGAAGAAUUCCUCCUUCCUCGGCAAGACUAUGGAGUAUAUGUUUGGCUGGUGACAUACACAGGACAGUUAUCAUUUAAUACUGGUGCAAUGAAUUGUUUUCUUAAUAAAUGUACAUAUUAA
This is a messenger RNA of Ostrea edulis (European flat oyster), 3861 nucleotides long. Its product is annotated as nucleoporin NUP35-like. Gene Ontology annotation, cellular component: nuclear pore nuclear basket; nuclear pore central transport channel; nuclear membrane. Bases 39 to 971 code for a protein of 310 amino acids. The record is from RefSeq and is a predicted model, not a curated record. Gene Ontology annotation, molecular function: phospholipid binding; structural constituent of nuclear pore; single-stranded DNA binding. The transcript is spliced from 11 exons. Gene Ontology annotation, biological process: NLS-bearing protein import into nucleus; regulation of DNA-templated transcription; nuclear pore organization. Lineage: Eukaryota; Metazoa; Mollusca; Bivalvia; Ostreida; Ostreidae.